AUGCCCAUUCCUCACCACUUACCUUCUCUCUUUUCUCGGUACAAUUCAGCUCGAGCUCGUCAAAUUCUCCGUAAAAGCGCCAAUUCUCAUGUCCGAUGCUACGCGGUAGCAGCCGCCAGACCUUACACAUUCCACAUUGGCGCCAGCUGGGCAGGCAAAACCGAGGACCCGGUUAUCGCAGCGACCAAAGUCCCCUUCCCAUCCGAUACACUCAUAGGAUCAUGGCGAAACAAGAUGCUUUCACGACCAAAACACGUCCGUAGUAAAGACGCUGGAGAGGACUUCUUUUUUGUGCAAGAGCGGGGUCCUUACCAAGUAUUCCUUUCCUUUUUCUUCGAUUUGCUGGCUUUUCAGGGUGUUUCGCUGGGAGUAGCGGACGGAGUUGGCGGUUGGGUUGAUAGCGGGGUAGACCCAUCGUUAUUCUCCCAAGCACUGAUGUACCAUGCGCAUCGGUAUUCGCGGAAUGCAUGGCCUGGAGAACCUGAAAUCGACCCCACGAUGGAUUACGAAGAGCGAGAACAGGUUGAGGGAUGGGAAAUGACACCGUACGAGUGUUUAGACCUAGCGUAUGGUGGUGUGUUGCGCGAAAAGUUUGUCCAAGCAGGUUCAAGUACAGCAUGUAUCAUCAGCCUGAACGCAUCUUCAGGUCUUCUCCGUUCUGCAAAUCUAGGGGAUAGUGGAUACUCAGUAAUACGAGGAACGUCACUGAUCCACCACCAACGAGCACAAACUCACUUUUUCAACUGCCCAAAACAACUGACGAAAUUGCCGCCAAAUGCCGGUCGAAAGUUUGCGAGGGCUUGCGUCGAUUCCCCGAGCGAAGCUGAUACGCACCACGUUAAAUUGCGUGACGGUGACAUCGUAGUGGCUUAUACUGAUGGCUUCUCGGAUAAUGUUUUCCCUGUGGAAAUGGUCCGAAUUUGUCGACUUCUGGCUAGGACCAACGCUUCUGAAGACGAACAAGCGCAAGUCAUGGCAGACCGUAUGGUCGAAUACGCACAGAAGUGCAUGCACAACAAAAAUAGGGUCAGCCCCUUUGAAAGGGACGCCGCCAGGCAUGGAAUGUUUUACCGAGGUGGUAAAGAAGACGAGUACGUUAUCUCAUUAAUGACUUGCAAACCCUGUCUAAGCUUUGUACAAUUCUAG
This is a messenger RNA of Coprinopsis cinerea okayama7#130, 1146 nucleotides long. RefSeq lists its product as hypothetical. The coding region runs from base 1 to 1146 and encodes 381 amino acids. The transcript is spliced from 8 exons. NCBI's taxonomy places the organism in Eukaryota, Fungi, Basidiomycota, Agaricomycetes, Agaricales, Psathyrellaceae. The record is from RefSeq and is a predicted model, not a curated record.